CAAAGACGGACUUUGCUGUGGCUCAGCCCUGCAGAGAUGUCAACUCUCUGAUGGGUUGCUGGCUUUCGAAGAGUCCCCUCACAUCCUAGGCUUUGGGAUUGGGGCACUAGAUUGCUUUUUUUCUGAUGCCAAGCAGAAACAAAAUGAAGGGGUUUGCUCCUUCUGGAAGACUUGAGCAGCUCCGGGGAGCUGCUGCAGGCUCCCAGGUGGGACUGCUGGGGGCUUGGAGGCUCAGCAACCGCGUGGUGGAGGUGACACCAGGACCUGCUUGCUGGGACAGCUGGUUGGCUGCUCCAGCUGGGGGUGAGUCCGUCUGCUCCCCUGGCCGCAGGCAUUGCCCUGCAAAGGAGAGGGCAGCACGUGCAGUGCUUCCCAGGCCUGUCGGGCUGCGCCACGUUUGCUUACACGCGACUAUAAAGAGGAGGUGCAGAAGCUUUCUCUGCUCCUUCCAGCCUCAACCCUCAGCGCGGCCUUUGCUAUGGCUGGCCUGAAUGUCUCCAUUGCUUUUUUUUUCCUGGUUGUCGGGGUGUGCCAGGGGCUCAGGCGGCUUUCCAAGAGGCUUCUGUCUCCUGGAGCGUACGGCUGCCUGGCCAGAGAACUCGCUGGCUCGUUGCAGUUGUGCACGAGCUGCCUUGAGCUGAGGAUGCUGUUGGAGAUCGGCCCGUGGGGUGGUGGCUUUGGCCCAGACGUGGUCCUGACUCUGCUCUUCCUCCUCUUCGCUCUUCAUGGUGCCUCCUUUGAUGGAGCAUCCGCCAACCCGACCGUCUCUCUCCAGGAGUUCCUGCUCCUCGAGUCCAACCUCACCGCAACUGCUGCCAAGCUGCUGGCCCAGGCUGCGGGCGUGGGGACGGGCUGGGCUGUCACCAAGCUCUACUGGUCUUGGGAGCUGACGCAUUUCCACCUCAUCCAGAACCUGAUAGCGUCGGAGUGCAGCUCCUCCAUCCGCACGUCUCUGCACCAUGCUGCCUUUGUGGAAGGCACCUGCUCUUUCCUUUUCCACCUUGUCCUUUUCAAAUUGUGCCGGAGUCACCCAAUCUACCGGGUCCCUGCGCUGGCAGCGACUGUCACCUUCCUGACUUACAUAGCCGGACCAUUCACGGGAGCCUUCUUCAACCCUGCCCUGGCCGCGGUCGCCACCUUCCCCUGCUCAGGGAACAGCUUUUGGGACUACGUCCAGGUUUACUGGCUGGGGCCCUUCGCAGGGAUGCUCGCUGCCCUCCUGCUGUACCAAGGCAACAUCCCACGCCUCUUCCAGAAAAACCUCCUUUACAGCCAGAAGAGCAAAUACAAGAUACCCAAGGCAAGGGUGGGGGCGCACGUGGAGGAUAAUGAACCGUGUCGGAAGAGGAAAGGGCAGAAGAGCAGCGCCGAGCCUCGCGCCUGAGCCGCGGACGGGGGCUGAGGAGGUCCCGGCAGCCCCUCUCCUGGCAGCGGGUUUCCUGGUGCGGAGGAUUUUGCUGCUCAUCCCACCCAGCAUCCAUCCUACACAUUCGGUCCCUACCGCAGGGUGAGAUUUUUUUUUUUCUUUUUUUUUUUUUUUUUUUAACAGCAUCGCAAAGGAAUGGGCCAAGCUGGCCUUGCAGGACGUCUGAAUCCCUGAGCUCCUUUGGGAAUAGCUUUGAAAGUCACCCUGGAGAGCCCGAAAUGUUUCAAGCCUGCAUCGCUACCUCGGUGGGGGGGG
Molecule: messenger RNA, 1681 nt
Organism: Chroicocephalus ridibundus (black-headed gull)
Lineage: Eukaryota; Metazoa; Chordata; Aves; Charadriiformes; Laridae
Product: aquaporin-12-like
Exons: 3
Coding region: 479-1384 (301 amino acids)
Biological process (GO): transmembrane transport
Cellular component (GO): membrane; cytoplasm
Molecular function (GO): channel activity
Source: RefSeq, a predicted model, not a curated record